Anthostomella pinea is the source of this 537-nucleotide messenger RNA. The record is from the annotation of a GenBank genome assembly. Lineage: Eukaryota; Fungi; Ascomycota; Sordariomycetes; Xylariales; Xylariaceae.
AUGGCGACGACCAUCCGCCCCCGCACGCCCGCCGACCUCCCCGGCUGCGCCGACGCGCUCAAAGCCGUCCACGCUCUCAACGGCUACCCGGUCCUGGGCGUAGACAACCCAAUCGCCUUCCUGCAGACAGACGACGUGUCCUGGGUCGCCGAGCUCGAAGAAGAAAAGGACGACGGCAGCAGCAGCAGGCGCAUCGUCGGACACAUCACCCUCACAAAAGCCAGCACAGCCGACAUCUCGGCACAACUGUGGUGGCAGCUGCACCCCGACGACAAAACCGACAUCGCCGUGCUGGGCCGGCUGUUCGUGCACCCCGACGGCCGCGGGGGCGGCACGGCGAGCCGGCUGAUCGAGGCGGCGGUGGAGGAGGCGCGUGGGCGCGGGCAGAGGCUGGUGAUGUUUGCGCUGGUGCCGAGGGCGCUGGACGCGAUGAGGCUGUAUCGCAAGUUGGGGUGGGUGCACUAUGGGAGUACGGUGUUUCGGUGGGGCGAGGGCGAAGAGAUGGCGGCUGAGUGCUUUGCUAGUCCGUUCGCGUGA